AUGAACAACGGCAAAUCUCUGGAUAUGGAGGACCUAGACGAGAGCCUCUGGGAUUCGCCCUCCAAGCCAGAAGGCACCAGCAAGCAGGCACAUGCCACAAAACCUACCUACCAGGAGCAACGAGAACGUGAUGAAAGCCUGCGUCAGGAACUGCAAAGCGUCCGCCAGGUCAAUGAAGCAAUUCAAGGCGUGACGCACAGUCUAUUAAAGGCGAAAGACAACAUGAAGGCUGUCAACAACACUGUCUCGGCUGCUUCUGCGCUACUCAAUACAUGGACCCGGAUAUUGUCUCAAACCGAACACAAUCAACGACUCAUCCUCGAUCCCUCGUGGCAGGGUGCCAGCCAGGAUAUUGCCAAUAUCGAGGAGGAAGCCUUACAGAAGCAGCGUGCUACUGAGAGACGAGAAGCAGAGGAAGAAGAAAGAAAGAUGGCAGCAGCAAGACGCGCAGAACAAGAGGAGAAGCGGAAAACAGAAGCAGUCGUCCAGCCUACGAAAACCGGUAUUUGGAGAGGCACAUCUAGGGCGCCUUCUGCUGGACGAGGGUCGGGUGCGCAGACGCCAUCGUCGUCUUAUGUGCAGGUGGGUGGCCCCAACUCCAGCGGUACCAGGCGAGGGACGUCCUCAACGAGGAGGACCACUUCAGGUGUUGGGCGGGGCACCGCUGGAAGGGGAACGAGAGGGCGUGGUUGA
Messenger RNA from Cladophialophora yegresii CBS 114405, 693 nucleotides. RefSeq lists its product as uncharacterized. Gene Ontology annotation, biological process: mitotic cell cycle. The coding region runs from base 1 to 693 and encodes 230 amino acids. Gene Ontology annotation, cellular component: mitotic spindle; DASH complex. The record is from RefSeq and is a predicted model, not a curated record. NCBI's taxonomy places the organism in Eukaryota, Fungi, Ascomycota, Eurotiomycetes, Chaetothyriales, Herpotrichiellaceae. The transcript is spliced from 2 exons.